Molecule: messenger RNA, 2909 nt
Organism: Monopterus albus (swamp eel)
Lineage: Eukaryota; Metazoa; Chordata; Actinopteri; Synbranchiformes; Synbranchidae
Gene: kcnn2
Product: potassium calcium-activated channel subfamily N member 2
Biological process (GO): potassium ion transport
Cellular component (GO): membrane
Molecular function (GO): small conductance calcium-activated potassium channel activity; calmodulin binding
Source: RefSeq, a predicted model, not a curated record
AAAUGGGUCUAUUCAUGCAGCCACUCUGUAAUAACCAUAACGCCCUUCCACGGGUGCUCUGUACCCGACUGCUGCUUUAAACAGCAGCACUGAUAUGGAAACCCCAUCGCAGCUGCAGAACAGUUUCUUUCCAGAGCAGCAGUUCCAGCACUAUAAGUACCAGCACUACUGCGGGAGGAAGGAUCGGCUCGGCAAGCAGCACGACCAAUGCUGCGCCUGCAAUAACUGCGCCUGUGAUGCCAGAAAAAGCCUCGUAUUGCGCGGGACGUCGCCGGCCACUGUGGAAACUUUAAGGACACCUUCCGAGACGUCUUCGAGGCAAGGUUACCAGUACAGCGUCUGCGAAUUCACACCUUCUAGUCAUGGUAGUUCAUUCAGACAUCAUCAUCAUCAUCCUCACCAUCAUCAUCAGCAGCAGCAGCAGCAUUGCCGCGAUUGGCAGCGGGGGAACUUGGGCGGAGCCCCAAAACACAGCCACAAAAACAGUAACUCCUACAAUGAAAUAGCCAUGAGCAGCUGCAGAUACAACGGCGGCGUAAUGCGGCCGUUGAGGAACUUAAGCUCGUCCCGCAGAAACAUACACGAGUUUGAUUCCGAGUCCCAGCCUUUGCAGCCCAUCUCAGCCGCAGAUGCGUCGGACACUUUAGUAUCCAAGCCGGAGAAUAAUUCCACCACCCUGAUGCCUUACGCAUCGGGAGAUGGAGGGGGAGGCUGCAGCCACAGCGGCGGUAAAUCGGGUAAAAAGAAGAACCAGAACAUUGGGGCAAAGCUCGGGCACAGGAGAGCUUUGUUUGAGAAAAGGAAGCGACUCAGCGACUAUGCUUUAAUCUUUGGGAUGUUUGGGAUCGUUGUUAUGGUUAUAGAGACUGAACUCUCUUGGGGAGCCUAUGGAAAGGAGUCCCUGUAUUCGUUAGCUCUAAAAUGCCUGAUAAGCCUUUCUACAAUCAUUCUUCUGGGACUGAUUAUCAUAUACCAUGCAAGAGAGAUACAGUUAUUUAUGGUGGACAAUGCAGCUGAUGACUGGAGGAUAGCCAUGACAUAUGAGCGCAUCUUUUUCAUCUGCCUGGAGAUCCUGGUGUGCGCCAUCCACCCUAUCCCAGGGAACUAUACCUUCACCUGGACAGCACGCCUGGCCUUUACCUAUGUAUCAUCCAAGACAGAAGCAGAUGUGGACAUCAUCCUGUCCAUCCCCAUGUUCCUGCGGCUGUACCUCAUCGCUCGUGUCAUGCUGCUCCACAGCAAGCUCUUCACGGACGCCUCUUCCCGGAGCAUUGGUGCACUCAACAAGAUUAACUUUAACACACGCUUUGUGAUGAAGACCCUCAUGACCAUCUGUCCUGGCACUGUACUACUGGUCUUCACCAUCUCAUUGUGGAUCAUAGCUGCAUGGACUGUGAGAGCUUGCGAGAGGUACCAUGACACCCAGGACAUAACCAGCAACUUUCUAGGAGCCAUGUGGUUAAUCUCAAUAACAUUUCUUACCAUUGGAUAUGGGGAUAUGGUCCCGAACACAUACUGUGGGAAAGGAGUCUGCCUCCUGACUGGCAUUAUGGGGGCGGGAUGCACUGCCUUGGUGGUGGCUGUGGUGGCAAAGAAACUGGAAUUAACCAAAGCUGAAAAACAUGUCCAUAAUUUUAUGAUGGACACCCAGCUAACAAAAAGAGUGAAAAACACAGCUGCGAAUGUACUCAGGGAGACAUGGCUCAUCUACAAGAACACCAAACUGGUGAGGAAGAUGGACCAUGCCAGAGUCAGGAAGCACCAGAGGAAGUUCCUCCAGGCCAUUCACCAAGCUCGAAAAUUGAGAAGUGUUAAAAUGGAGCAACGCAAGCUGAAUGACCAAGCAAACUCUCUAGUGGACCUUGCUAAGACUCAGAACAUCAUGUAUGACAUGAUAUCGGACUUGAAUGAGAGAGGAGAGGACAUGGAGAAGAGGAUUGCCCUGUUGGAGACAAAGCUAGAGACUUUACUGGGCAACUUGCAGGCUCUGCCGGGACUCAUCAGCCAGGUCAUCAGCCAGCAGCACAGGGACUUCCUGGAGGUGCAGCUCCAGCCUUAUGACAAACACAGCCCUGAGCGCUCUCAGUCAGUGUCCCGACGGAGGUCGUCUUCCACAGCACCGCCCACCUCCUCUGAGAGCAGCUAGAGUCCCAGGGGAAUGCUUCCACUGAAGACUUUUGCCAUCAUAUGGCCAAGUUGCAUUUAUUGUAAAACCUUAUGGUUUCAAUAAGUAUUAUCCGAAUUCUGAUGACAGAAUCCAAGAUACUGGGAGCAAUGCAUUUUAACGGAUAACUUUGUUCUGUUAUUUAUUUUUUAUUACCUCAAAAGAUGUUAUUCUUGCCCUGGUGACAUGACCACAGAUUAAUGGCACAUCCGUCAGUAAAAUCAAGAAGGUUUAUGGAGCUAUAAGAACUCUACUCCAUUUCUAUGCAGAGGUAGCCAGUUUUAGAUGGCAAAGUUACCAAGUGUGAAACUAUUGCACUAAAAUAGUGCUUUUCAUAGACAUUGUGCUUCUGCUGGCUUGAUUCAGUUGCCAUGUUCCUCAAAGCAAACUGAGAAACCACUGAGAAAUCAAUCAGAUAGUGGUAUGACAGUGCUAUUGAAGAAAAGAAAAGAUAUAGAUAUAUGAUACUGAAGAAAAGGGCUGUGCUUGAUAGACUGGAGUGAACUAACAACAGAAGACAGAUGAAAAUUGCUCCUAAACACUGUCACUCAGCGAUUGCUUGAAAUGAGGAACUAUGUCAUUUAGGGUAGAAACAGGAUCAACUAUGACAGUUUUCUUUUUGCAAAGUGCCCCUGUAGAAUGACUAUUUUUGGGGUGACACUGCAAAUAGUUUAAUCCUCUAGUCAAAAUUAAUGCAUCAAAAUCUGUACUUGCACUUACUUUUUAAUCAAUGCACUUUAGUGCU